Gamsiella multidivaricata is the source of this 1439-nucleotide messenger RNA. RefSeq lists its product as uncharacterized. Bases 260 to 1345 code for a protein of 361 amino acids. NCBI's taxonomy places the organism in Eukaryota, Fungi, Mortierellomycota, Mortierellomycetes, Mortierellales, Mortierellaceae. The record is from RefSeq and is a predicted model, not a curated record. The transcript has a single exon.
UCAGGGGAUUGAGCCUCCAAAAACGCUUACGACCACGACUGUCGCUAUCACCCAUACGACGACGACGACAACUCCAGUGCAAACUACGGCGACUGUCCCUCCCAUCACGACUAUUGCCCCCAUAACUACGACAAUAAUCACUACAACGCUGGCACCCACCCUCACGCUUCCGCCUACGACCGCGGCGCCUCCCACGACGGCCCAACCCACGACUACCACGACCGCGCCCGCCCCACCUGCGAAUACCACCAUCCCAUGUAUGAGCAGUGAGCUCUGCCCUGCGAACCAACUCUGCGCUCUUCAGUCCACCUCUGCAGUGACAGGCGUCUGUCAGGUCAUGGAACAGUUCCAAAAGCUGUGCCCUUCCAGCCCUGUGAUCAAUUGCGUCAGCAGCAAGGACUGCACCGACCCCGGAUUCUCCUACUGUGCCGUCGAUACCAACGGCAACAAGAUCUGUUCUGGCCUAGGCCGCCCUGGCACAGCCUCACAAUGCGAUCCCAACAACCCCAACAACAACAACGGCUCGUCUGGAACCGGCAGCAGCAGUGUGACUACGACUCUCAAAUAUGCGGGCAUUGCUGUGGGCUCCAUCGCAUUCCUGGCUAUCAUUUUUGCCCUGGUGAGAUGGCGCAGGAACAAGAGCCGGUCCAAGAUGCCGGACUUUGCAGAGAUUGACUAUGGUAUGACCAACAGACGCUCGGAACCUAGAUCUAGCGUGGGUGCUGCGGCCGCGGCCGCUGGCGCAGGAGAGCAAUCGUACCCGUUCUCGAGCAGACCCCACGCCAAGAACCAAACUGUAGCUGCCGCUCAGGAUGAUUACUAUGAUGAGCAGUAUUAUGCCGACGGAUAUGCACAGAACGCGCAUCCAGCGGCGGGCAUGGCAGGUGGCGCCGUCAAGCAAGGCCAGGCGUACUAUGACGGCUCGUACGACAACUACAAUCAGCAGGCAUACAACUCGGGCUAUGCACAGCAGGGCUAUGACCAGCAGGGGUACAAUCAACAGGGCUACGACCAACAGGCUUACGCUCAGCAGGGUUAUGACCAGCACGCGUAUGACCAGCAGUAUUACAACGGAUACGACCAACAUGGCAACUAUGUGGGUAAUGGCUAUUACGACGCCAAUCAGGCUGGCGGUUACGAAGGUUAUACAAAGGAAGAGGGUUAUCCUGUGGCGACGAGCGCUGCUCCUGUAGUGCCGGCAGAGGCUGUUGUCCGAUCCGGAUCGCGUCAACGCUUUGGCGGCGCUGCGCCAGCAGCCGCAGCCGGAGAUUAUGCGGUCGACAACUAUGGCGCUGAGCCCUCAGAGCUGGACUUUGGUGGUCGUGGCAAUGGUCGCAAGCAGUAGACGCAUAUACCGCAUUCACUACACACACGUACAAGCAUACACACUUGCGCACACACUUUUGUAAUGCAUUCCGCCAAAUAAAAUAUAAUGGUUA